Molecule: messenger RNA, 2569 nt
Organism: Paramuricea clavata
Lineage: Eukaryota; Metazoa; Cnidaria; Anthozoa; Malacalcyonacea; Plexauridae
Source: the annotation of a GenBank genome assembly
UUCUUCAAGGCAGACAGCACGAUUCCGUACCUGCAGGAGAAAAGGCGCUCCAAAUCAACUCCGCCGAAUCCAGCUCUGGGGUGACAGGAAAUGCAAUCGUUCCGGAAGAGAAGAACGAUGCCGAGUUAAAUCGAAUUAAUGAUGGUUUGUAUACAUUUGUUUUAGUAACUAUAAAAGUUAAUGAGAAACAUUUGACGAUUGACCAUGAUAUCAAUAAUUAUCAAAAGCAAAGAAUAUGGUUAUCUGCCUGAGUUGAGAAAAAAAAUCUCAUGCGGAGCCACUAUUUUUCUUAAUAUCCGAACUGAUGAAGUGUUUUGUUCUAUUCAAAUGAUGAAAACAGCGCAAGCAGCUGUUCUUUCUGACGAGAACAUCAAAAACAAUUUGUCAGUUUCCAGGUUUCUUUAUUUACACUGUAAAUUUCAAGGAAACAACAGGAGUUGAUCUAAAUUGACUGUAUUUUACAAAAAUAGUUAUCAUUUCACAAAAAUAAUGACUUUAUUACGCAAAUUACGCGAGUUUCACAUGCGGUUGGGGUGGGGAUGGGGGGGGGGGCUCCCUGCCUCCAAAUGAAGUUUUAUGUAUACAUGCUCUCUCUCUAAAACUGACCUAGUUUUCUUUGUUCAAACGUUAAUGGCACAGCGAUAAAGAUCCUGGUUUUAAACUAGGUCCUGGUUUUAUGUUCACUGCAUGCUCUUAUAGCUGUCUCUUUACAUCAGGCAUAUCAAAUGAGGACCCGAUGGAUGUAGGAACAAGUGGUACGAACAUGCAGGAUACAGGUACUGAUCUCAUCCAAUUGCCUCAAUUGAAAUCUUAAUUGCUAGUUGCAGAACAAGUCUGUGACUGUGGAAAUAUUUGCCAACUAAAUUUAUAAAGAAUGUGGUAUGUUUUUAAAAUAAAACGCGUCCUCUCGACGACUUACGAUUUUAUUGGAAGACUGUUUGUGAAUAUCUCACGGAAUAGAUCGAGGUUGACGGAAUAGCACAAAAACUGGCUAUUCAUUAUUUAAAAGUUGGCAUUGUGAUGUUUGUAGAAAUACUGAUAUAAGACCGAGAAUGGAUUACAUAUAAAUACAUUACAAUUUACAUAUACUAAAUAUGUGGUCAUUCUCUCUGUUGUAGGUACAUCUAAUAAAGACCUGAAGGAUUCAGAAAAAGACUCCGAGACAGGACCACAUGGGAAGAAUCAGGAAGCAGGUAACCGAUAUCUCAAGCUGCUUUCACUUAGUUUUUAUAAAAGCAACAAUUAAAUUGUUUCAUUCCAAAUUUCAGAAACGAAGUAAACCAUUUGGUCAUGUCCCUUUAAAUAUAUAGGGACCAUGUUCCCGUUUUAGUUAACCGUUUUCAAAUGACGUUUUGGCAUUAUAAUGCAUGCAUCUGUCUCUUUACAUCAGGCAUAUCAAAUGAGAACCCGAUGGAUGUAGGAGCAAGUGGUACGAACAUGCAGGAUACAGGUACUGAUCUCAUCCAAUUGCCUCAAUUGAAAUCUUAAUUGCUAGUUGCAGAACAAGUCUGUGACUGUGGAAAUAUUUGCCAACUAAAUUUAUAAAGAAUGUGUUAUGUUUUUAAUAAAACGCGUCCUCUCGACGACUUACGAUUUUAUUGGAAGACUGUUUGUGAAUAUCUCACGGAAUAGAUCGAGGUUGACGGAAUAGCACAAAAACUGGCUAUUCAUUAUUUUUUCAACCGUUUUCACUGAAGUUUUGGCAUUAAUGCAUCUGUCUCUUUCAAAGUGAAAUUAAUGUUUUCCGUGUUUCUAUAUAUUAGGUUCAUCGAGUCUAGAACCCGCAAAAACAUGUCCAAAUGCUACGAUCCAGGAUAAAGGUAACCGAUCUAAAAUGAAGUUUUAUUCACUAGAUAAUCAUCCGUCUCUCUAGAAGUAAAAUGCGACUUAGUUUUUACAAAUUUAUCAGAAACGUUUUUCAGUCACGGCAAUAAUUGUUUCAUUCCAAAUUGCAGACAACAAACAGCAGUAUUGGAAGGCACGAAUACAUUUGACCAAUAGCGACAGGGCGAUCAUUACUUCUCACAAAAAACUGAAUGAUAACCAUAUAAACGCCGCACAAAAAAUCCUUUCACUGCAAUUUCCGCGGAUUAAAGGAUUUCAGGACACCCUGCUUUCUCAAACGAAAAUGUUCACUCCAAUUGCUUCGCAAGCAAAAUGCAUACAAAUUCACCAUGUUCGAGAUAACCACUGGAUAACGUCAUGUUCGACCGGUGAUUGUGUAGAGGUGUUUGAUAGUAUUUAUGACAGCUUAAGUCCUGAUUUGCCAGUGCAAUUAGCAACGAUUUAUCAACCAAUGGCUAAAGAUAACGUCUUGGAAGUGAAGAUACUUCCAAGUCAACACCAAACUGGGUCAACCGAUUGUGGGUUAUUCGCAAUUGCUUGGGCUGCAGAAUUAAGCAGUGGAAAUCGACCAGAAGAUGUAACGCUUGAUCAGACGAAAAUGAGAGUUCACUUUCUUGAAUGUUUAAACAGAGGAAGGAUUGAUCGUUUUCCACAAACACACAUCGCAAAACGAAAGUGGGAAAACGAACCACCUGUUAUAAAAUUAAAGCUAGAGGAAAUUUAG